AUUAGGGGUGGUUUCAAAAUGGUCAUACUUUUGCUGUUAGUAAGUUGCUUCUUACAUCAAAGUUUGAAAGAAAAGUUUGCAGUUAAGGGAAUUACGCUUUAUGAUAUCAAUAUAGUAUCUUUUGAACCUUUAUCAACAUACGACAAGACGGCCCUUUUACUAGGCACUAUCCGUGUAACCCGUAAGGCGCGUAAUACUUUCGUCAUGUCCGGUGAUGUAGAGUUUCUCAGAAAUUGGGGAAACGAAUACACGGUGUACUAUCACGUUGAAACUUCCAUCGGCAUGAUCUUGAUCAAAAAUAGUGAACCAUUUUGUGAGUUUUUCAAUUCUGAGCUUGCAGUCGUGAAAAAAUUCCGACAGUAUUCAACCGUUCCGCCGGGUAAUUAUUGUCCGCUACCAAAGAAUCGCUAUGAGGUCAACAAUUACGGAGUGGAUGAGUCAGAUCUACCAAUGAUGUUGCCGAAAGAUACGUACACACUUAUUGCAAAGGUGAUGACGAGCGAUGAACACGUGGUACUGUCCUAUACAUUGAAAAUUGCUGUUUCGUAG
Molecule: messenger RNA, 549 nt
Organism: Wyeomyia smithii (pitcher-plant mosquito)
Lineage: Eukaryota; Metazoa; Arthropoda; Insecta; Diptera; Culicidae
Exons: 3
Coding region: 19-549 (176 amino acids)
Source: RefSeq, a predicted model, not a curated record